Molecule: messenger RNA, 540 nt
Organism: Trypanosoma rangeli
Lineage: Eukaryota; Euglenozoa; Kinetoplastea; Trypanosomatida; Trypanosomatidae
Product: cyclophilin
Exons: 1
Coding region: 1-540 (179 amino acids)
Biological process (GO): protein peptidyl-prolyl isomerization
Cellular component (GO): catalytic step 2 spliceosome
Molecular function (GO): peptidyl-prolyl cis-trans isomerase activity
Source: RefSeq, a predicted model, not a curated record
AUGUCUGUUGUUCUCUCCACAACGAAGGGCAGUUUGCUCAUUCAUCUCCGCUGCACGGACUGCCCCAAGGCGUGUUUUAACUUCCUUGCGCUUUGUGCCUCAUCUUACUAUGACGGCUGCCAUUUCCACCGGUGUGUUGCGAAUGCCUUUGUCUUGACAGGCGAUCCCACCGGAACGGGGAAGGGCGGCGAGUCGGUUUUUGCGCCAGAGCAGCGGUAUUUUGACGAUGAAGGGCUUGGAACUGUUCAUCAUGACAGCCGCGGGGUUGUGUCCAUGGCCCACAAGGGCAACAAGCCAAACACAAAUGCGUCUCAGUUCUUCAUUAUGUUUCAAGCCGCCCCGGCUCUUGACACGAAACACACUGCGUUUGGAUGUGUGGACUUGGCUUGGAACGAUGGUGAGAGUGAGCGAACGCUCAAAAAGUUGGAGGGGCUGCCGGUAGAUGACAAGUACAACGUGCUUGACAAGGAGGCCAGGAUUCUUGGGGCAACCGUGUUGUACAAUCCCUUUGCAGAAGGUCACAUUAAACUAGACGUUUAG